AUGGAUCAGGCGAACAAUGACAGCAAAAAGACACAUUGCUUUUCCCAGGCAACAGUGAAUGCCAUGUGGGCUGCCAGGCUAUCGCCAAUGAGCGUACAGGCGGUUCAUCAGGCAUCGGCGUUCCAGGAAGAGAUGGUUGUUGCAACGAUUGGAGACAGCAAGCAUCAGGUCAACGUGGAAGCACAACACUUCACCUGUCGUGAAAGACUCAAUGUGGCUCACUUGAACAAUGCCGCUCAUGCACUGGCCCGAAGACAUGUUGUCCUACGUUCCCUCUUUUGCUGGAAUGAUCAUGCUACAAAACAACAUCCCGCCCGGAUAUUGAUGUUAGUUCUUGGAGCCGAUUACCCAGUAGCGAAUAUCAAGCUUGUCAGUGAAGGAUCGACCCAGGAUACGAAUACAGAAGAUUCCCCUAUUGACUUUCAUGUGCUGGGAUUGUCUGACGCUUCAGGAAUUCGCCAAUGGCAUGGAGAGAUGCCUUGGAGGUUAACAAUCAACUCAUUGCCUGACCAGAAAGGUUCUCGUCUAUCACUGUGCUACCAUACCGCAAUCCUGGACGAGUCUUCGGCUUGUCGGAUGUUGCGCUACCUGUGGGAUGAGCUGCAGGCCCCCGGUUCCACCGUCGUGUCCGACUUCAUUGCGGCCCACAAGGGCCUGGCGUUCCGACGCAGCCAUGAUAUGCAACGUCGGGUUCGAGAAAGAUUUGCGGGAGCACCUCCUCUCCUAGCCGUCUUCGGUAGCACAAAGCCACUUGACAGAGAGGGGUAUGGUGUGACGAUCGACAAAGUGGCUAUGCCUUACGCUCGGGCCGAUUGCCUGUCGAGAGCGCGGGAGGCCCUAUAUAUGGCACUCUGCACAUUAGACGGGACACAAGAGGCAACAUUUUUAGAGUUAACGUCACACAGAGGAGCACUCCCCUCGAACCAUAGAGAGGUUUUGGGUCCAAUUCUAGUGCCUCAGAUUCGGUGGACUCAACAUGAUAGCCACACACCACUCCCACAAAUCGCUGAAAGUCUUGCUUCGGGAUGCGACAUUAACCACGCCUUCUCACCUGGCGAGCUGUGCUCCUUCUUUUCGAACGCGGCAUGUCGACCUUCAGUGUCUCUUAUUUGCCACAUCGAUUCAUGUGCCUCCACGGGAGUCGAAGCCUGGACUUGGGAAGGCAAAGAUUCAUGGUCAGAUGUCCCUUUGGUAAUCGAGCUGAUUCCAUGUGGCGGGGAUUCCUACCUCAUCCGCAAUUGCUACCACCGUGACCUGUUCACAGACAACGCCAUUGCGGCAUUCCGACAGUUCUUUUGCGCAUCGCUAGAAUGGCAACAACAUGAGCAUGAUACAAGGAAAGACAUUACCCUCGAGUUUGUGGUCCACAGUAUCCUGAGUUCAUGCCCCGAUGCAGCUGUCCACCUGGAGAACCAGAAGAAGAUCCAAACCAACAAUAAGCAUGUCGGCGAGUCUCCAGAGACUAUCAUGCUCAGUACUACAUCUCACAUUACUAUAGAGAAGUGCACUGGACAUACAUAUUCUUCUCCGAGUAACAUGAGGGCCGAAGGUAAUGCAUGUGCGCAUGACCUGCUGGAGCGGAGUGCUAGAAGAUUUCCGGAGAAGAUUGCCUUGCAAUAUGAGGUUUCCGACUAUUUGACAUAUAAAGACUUGAACAAUCGUUGUGACCAGGUUGCGGAGUCUUUGACCUGUUGGAUCGAGCGUGCCCAACAAGCGUCUCCUGGUGCAGAAAUCAUUAUCCCAAUUUCAUUCGAGAAAGGUUUUGAUCUGGUAAUAGCGAUGUUCUCGGUGCUGAAGGCAGGGGGGGCUUUCGUGCAUAUCGAUGCGAGCCUGCCCGCUGAUCGAAUAGCGGGGAUCGUACGGAAGGCAGGAGUGCCAUUCAUUCUUUACGAUGGAAAGGCCGACACGCAUAGGUUGACCGAAGUUGCCCGGAGGGAAGGGAAGGCAAUCGUUGCGCUCAACGAUUUGUCCAAAAUGCAGGACAAGCAUACACUUCCGUUCAUCCGGAGUGAGCAACUAGGUUCAUCGCUUGCGUACAUUCAAGUGACAUCUGGAACGACUGGAGAGCCUAAAUGUAUCAUGAUCGAGCACCGUAACUUGGUGGCUUUCAUGGAAGCCGACGAGCCGGAUUUUCUAGGAGCCUGGACGACCAACAAGCUGCAGCUCUCAAACCGCACCUUUGACAUAGCCAUGGCGGACAUAUUUGGCACAUUGGGUCGCGGAGGAAGAUUAGUGUUCGGUCCAGACGCAGCCAUACUGUCCUCUCUGGAAGAAUGGCUGGAGAUGACUAGCGUUACGGAUCUGAAUACGUCUCCCCUGGUCGCAGAUUUGCUGAAGAACCAUGUUCCAGCUUUCCUGAGCGUCCUGAUGGUCGGCGGAGAGCCUUUCCACCCCUCCCUCAUAGAGGGCAUCCCUAAGGAGUGUCGAUUAUACAAUAACUAUGGCCCAAGCGAAACAACCUUCGUAGCGACGACAUACACUGUAUCAGAGGAGGAUAAAGAUAAGUCAAACGUCCCGAUUGGACGCUCUUUUGGAUCCUGUGGUAUUCAUAUACUGGCACCUGAAGGCACUGAAAGGGUCAAAAGUGGAGACAUUGGCGAACUCUGCAUCAGUGGGUUCCAAGUAUCGAGGGGUUACCUGGGACAGCCCGAGCUUACUGGCAAAAGCUUUGUCUCAGAUCCUUCUGCGAAAGAUGAUAAAUGCAAGCUGUAUCGCACUGGAGACCUUGGACGAUUUCUACCCGACGGAAAACUGGAGUAUAUCGGGCGCAAAGAUAAGCAAGUGAAACUUCGAGGGCAGCGUGUCGAAACACUCGAAAUAGAAAUGGAGAUUAGGAAGCAUCCUCGAGUGAAGGCUUGCGCAGUCGCCACAGGCAACUCAAGCCAUGGAAUGGCGCUCGUUGCAUUCAUUGAGACACAGCCGAACCACCAAGACUCAUUCACCGAUGCGACAGCUGAAGACCGCCUCUGGGCGAGUCUGGUAGAUGAGAUCAAGACCGUUCUAUCCCAGACCCUGCCAGACUAUAUGACACCAACGCGCAUUGUGAAGCUUGAUGAUGGCUUACCUCGUUUACCUAGCAACAAGCUUGAUCAGAAAGCAUUGUCAUCUCGAGCAACAGAAGUUUUAGCAAGCCAAGCGUCCCAAGCGGCAUUGGAAUACGUCCAUCCACGGGACGAAUUGGAAAGACAUAUCUGUGAAGCUUUCAGCAAUGUGUUUUCUUGCCAGGUUGGCAUUACAAACAAUUUCCUGGAUCUUGGAGGACACUCUGUCACAGCGAUACGGUUGGCGAGUAAAGUAAGGAAGCACCUCCGCACUAAUAUCACCUUCCGGGAUGUGCUGGAAUGCUUGACUCCGGAAACGCUGAGUGCGCACAUUCGUGCUUCUGCGGAAAACAUACAGCAAAGUCCACCGACAUAUCGACCGCCAGAUAGCAUGGUUGUUGAACAAUCCUUCGCACAAGGCCGCUUGUGGUUCUUGGAACAGCUUCAUCCAAAUCUGAUCUGGUACCACAUGCCACUUGCAUUCAGGUUGCGAGGACGAUUGCACCUCGACGCCUUAGAGGCCGCUUUGUUAGCGCUUGAACAGCGUCAUGAAACGCUGCGAACUACAUUCAGAGGAAGGGGCGACAUGGAUGUACAAGUAGUCCAGCCCUUUUCGCCGAAGGCUAUCCGAAUCUUGGAUCUUACCUGGGACCCUAGUGACGAAACGCUUUACUCGGUCCUUCGCAGUGAGCAGACAAAGCCAUUCAGCCUUACGGAAGAACCCGGGUGGAGAGUAGCCGUGGUGCGGCUUAGUUCCCAAGAACAUGUUCUUUCCCUCGUUAUCCACCAUAUAAUUGCAGAUGGAUGGUCUUUGGGGGUGGUCUUGCGAGAGCUCGCAUUGUUCUAUUCUGAGAGCCUCCGUGGAAAAGAUCCCUCGUUGAGAUUACCGCCCCUACAUUUUCAUUACCGAGGGUACUCGCUAUGGCAACGUCAGGAAGAACAGCUCCGGCAGCAGCAGCGUCAUUUAGCGUAUUGGACACAACAGCUACGAGGCAGCCACCCGGCCGAAUUUCCGUGUGAUAAGCCUCGGCCUGAUGUGCCAUCAGGACAGGCUGCUGUGAGGGGAAUCAAGAUAGGCGGUGCUUUGUACAUUGGUUUGGAAAGGUUCUGCAAGCGACAUUCAAUAACACCCUUCAUCGUUCUACUGGCGGCCUUCCGGGCAGCUCAUUACCGAAUGACAGGGGCAGCUGAUGCGACUAUCGGCACUCCAAUCACCAAUCGCAACCGUGAGGAACAUGAAGAUAUAAUUGGGCUAUUCGUGAAUAUGCAGUGUAUGAGAGUCGAAAUUUCGGAAAGCGAUUCCUUUGAGGUACUGGUUCAACGGGUAAAGGAGACAGCAGCGGCGGCUUUCGAACACAAUGAGGUGCCUUUCGAGAUGAUCGUCUUCGAGCUACACCCAACACGGGAUAGUUCACGCAAUCCACUGAUUGAAACUAUCUUCGCAUUUCACCCAGAACGUGUUGAUAAGAUCAGCCUCGAAGGCAUCGACUCGGAACUGAUUAGCCUGACACAUGCGACAAGGUUCGACCUCGAAUUCCACGUCUGCCAGUGUGAAGAUAGCCUGGAGGGUGACAUCAUAUUCUCCACUGAGCUUUUCCAUGGUCGAACGAUCGAGAUAUUGCUAUCGACCUUUCAGGAUAUAUUGAGAGCCGGCCUAGAGAAUUCACAUACAGUCAUUGAGACGAUCCCCCUGCCGAGCGCUACUUCCGCACUUGAUGACAUGGACCUGUUGGGGAUUCGCCGCUCCGAGUACCCUCGAACUUCGAGCAUAGUUGAUGUAUUUCGCGAACAGGUAGCCGCACAUCCAGAUAGAACAGCAGUCAAGGACAAUCAGUAUCAAUGGAGCUAUACCAGGCUUGACCUAGAGUCCGACAAGAUGGCGGGUUGGUUGCGUGCUUUGGAACUGCCAAAAGAGACUGUGAUCACGGUUUUCGCAAACAGAUCGUGCGAGACCAUCGCAGCGUUUCUGGGCAUACUUAAGGCAAAUAUGGCCUAUCUUCCACUAGAUAUCAAGUUCCCGACUGGCCGGAUCGAGUCCAUUCUGUCUUUUAUUGAAGGCAAUCGAUUUAUUCUGGUCGGCUCCGGAUGUGAUUUCCCAAUUACCCACUUGGAUCGGGUAGACGUUGUCCCCAUGGCACGACUGUCGAGCGGUUCCGGUCAGAACCCAGCAUAUAUUGAUGAUAUAAUGCCUACUCCCAAGAGCCUCGCAUAUGUUAUGUUCACCUCGGGCUCCACCGGGCAACCGAAAGGGGUCAUGAUUGAGCACAGGGCAGUUGUGUCACGAGUGAAGGGUUUCAGUUUACUCAAGGAAGAGGUUGCCGCGAAGCCGUUCGCCCACGUUUCCAGCAUUUCUUUUGAUGCAGCAGUUUGGGAGAUAUACACUCCUCUGCUCAACGGCGGCACUGUGAUUUGCAUUGACAGUAUGACAAUCACGAACUUUGAAGCCUUAUCCAAUGUCUUUCAUGCGGAAGGCAUUAGGGUAGCACUUAUUACACCCGCCCUGCUGAAACAGCUUCUCACAGAGUCAUCGGCUUCGAUCUCUGAACUUCAUACACUGGUCGUGGGCGGAGAUCGAGCGGAUCCCAAAGACAUGAUCAAAGCACGCAAGUUAGUUCAGUGUGAUGUCAUAAACGCUUAUGGCCCAACGGAGAAUACCAUAAUCAGCACCUUUUAUCGACUUCCAGAGGGCAACGUAUAUCAUAACGGUGUACCAAUUGGACAAGCAGGGCCUAACUUGGGGGCUUACGUUGUGGAUCAGCAACUAUGUCUAGUACCACCCGGCGUAAUCGGUGAACUUGUUGUUGUCGGUGAUGGCCUAGCGCGUGGCUAUACUGAUACACGAAGGGAUGUGAAUCGUUUCGUCAACAUUGAUAUCCGCGGCCAGGUUCUGAGAGCGUAUCGCACGGGUGACCGAGUUCGUCGCCGUCCGGUAGACGGACAGCUUGAAUACAUUGGCCGGUUGGAUGGCCAGGUCAAGAUUCGAGGUUUUCGUGUUGAGACCGAGGAGAUCGAGCACGUUCUUCGCAGCUCAGGGCUAGUCGGAAACGCCGCAGUGCUCUUCCAGCAGCCUGAUAAUCGAGAUGGUCGGCUAGUAGCUUUUGUCACGUUGUUGAAAAAGGCCGAUAAGCAAGUUCCCAUGGAUGAGGUAGCAAGGGGUAGAGAAGAACAGGAAUCAGAACAGGCUUGGACGCAAAUUUUCAGUGAAGUCACUUAUGAUAGCCAGAUCGACCCUCGUGAGGCCGGUAGAGACUUCUCUGGAUGGAAGUCAAUGUACGAUGGUACUGACAUCGACAAAGGAGAAAUGGAGGAGUGGCUGGACGAUACGAUCACAACGCUGCUCAAUGGUGCACCGCCAGGCAACGUGGUUGAGAUUGGUACCGGCUCAGGAAUGAUUUUUUUCAAUAUUGCAAACGACCUGCAGACCUAUGUUGGCCUUGAACCGGUACAAUCGAUAGUGGAAUUUGUCAAGACCAUGAUGGGCAAAGUUAAUCCGACUCUAGCAAGCAAAGUACAGCUGCAUAUUGGAAGUGCCAGUGACUUAGACAAGAUAUCAUCCGACAUUUCAUCGCCCGACAUCGUGGUGGUGAAUUCUGUUGCGCAGUAUUUCCCUAGUGCGGGAUACCUGUCCAAACUGAUAUUGGAUCUUCUGCGAAAGCAUCAGGCCAAGACCCUCUUCUUCGGAGACAUACGUUCAUACGCUCUAUAUGCGCAAUUUCAGGUCACCAAGGCCCUGCACGGAGAAGAAAAGAUUAGUCCCGAAUAUAUCCGUCAAAGUAUGGCAGAUACUGUGGAGAAUGAAACUGAGUUACUGAUUGACCCUGCUUUCUUCACGUCCCUGGCAACUGAAUUCCCAGAUCUCGUCCACCAUGUCGAGAUACUUCCGAAAAGAAUGCGAGCGACAAACGAACUUAGUUGCUAUCGUUAUUCGGCCAUCAUCCAUGCUGUGCGACCAGAUUAUCUCCCCAUCAUUCAUGCUGUAGACGCAGAUCAGUGGAUCGACUACAGCGCCCAAGGCCUAAGCCGGAACGGGCUCUUGGAUCUAUUAAGGGAAUGCUCAGAAUCAGCUGUUGUGGCUAUCGCCAACAUCCCGCACAGCAAGACUAUAUUCGAACGACUAGUCGUUGAGGCAAUUUCCAACCGGACAACAAUGACAGAUACUGGUUGGCUACCAUCGAUCCGUCGGAAUGCAGAUGAAGUUCACGGACUCUCGGCAAUGGAUCUUGUUGAUCUGGGUACCUUGGCAGGGCUCCAUGUGGAACUAAGUUGGGCGCGACAAUUUUCCCAGCACGGAGGACUGGAUGCCAUAUUUCACCGCAUCAAGUCCCAGGAUGGACGAAAAAGAACCAUGUUUCGAUUUUGCACCGAUCAUGAAGGUCGCUCAACUGAAGAUUUCAGCAACCGGCCAAUGCAAGGUCAGCCGACCCGCCAUAUCAUAAGAGAUCUCCAGCAAUUCCUGAAGACACACGUGCCUUGGUACAUGGUUCCGGCUGUGAUAAAGGCUCUUGAGGACAUGCCUACUAAUCAUAGUGGCAAGAUAGACAGACAAGCUCUGUCUCAAAUUGCAGCCACGAUGGCACCUAGGCAGGCACUAGCUGACAUGACCUUCGUGCGUCCUAAAACUAAGUUCGAAGUGAUUGUCUGUGAAGCAUUCGGUCACGUUCUUGGAUGUGAGAUGGGCGUUACGGAGAAUUUCUUCGAUCUCGGUGGACACUCCCUGAUGGCGACAAGAGCAAUAUCCAGGAUUGUUGAGCGCGCACAGUGUGCCAUUACGGUCCGAGACCUGUUUGACUGCCCAACGCCAGGAGCUUUGGCAAACAGGAUCUCGACAAUUUGUGAUGAACGUGGCAAGGCAGAAGCAGAGAGUGACAGAAUACAAGGCAUUGAUGAGUUUGCUGAUAACGAACCGGUCGCGCACGAUGAAUGGAAUCAAGCUGUGGAGGCGGUCGGCAUUUGCGCAGCAGACGUAGUGCAUAUAAUUCCGUGUUCUCCCUUUCAGGAGGGUGUCCUUACCGCCGACCUCGUCCUCAGAGACUCUCCCGCUUAUUUGGCUACCAUGAAGCUGAAGUUCGACGGACACCUCGACGUGGAUACGUUGCAAUCAGCGUGGUAUUCAACGGUAGCACGAGAGGAAAUGCUUCGAACAGCCUUCAUGCCAUCGACACAAGAUUUGUCCUUAAGCGGAAUGUGUAGUGGAGCCUUUCUGCAGGCCGUCCUCCGGUACGACUCCAACGAAGUGGAAAGGGUCUCGACACUACGGCAACAGGAGUAUAAUCAGCCGCCUGACCUUGGGAUGGGCCAUAUACCGGUUUCUUUGGCAUUAUGGCAAGACGACGUGACAGGUUUCAUGCAACUUGAAUUGACAAUGCAUCAUGCUCUAUAUGAUGAAGCCUCUCUGUCGUAUAUUCUGGACGGCUUGUCUCGUGAUUAUCACUAUGCACAGAGCCAUGGCCCAAGAAACGAGGACCAGAGCAGCCACAUUCCGUUCAUAACGUUCAUUCGCACGUUGCAACUGAAGGAUCGAUCAGUAGGCUCCUCCUUCUGGAAGAAAUACCUAGAUGGGGCACCAGCAUGUACUUGGCCAACUCCAUGUGGUCUCAGAGGUCCUAUGGAUGGAGUUCAAAUCCCUCAUGAAGUUCGUGCUGAAUGGAACGGAGAUGCAGAAGCACUGGCAAGAAUUUACAGCACCACCCCGGCCGGUCUUGUUCGAGCAGCUUUAGCUUUGUCCAUUGCUAUACAUAGUGACUCAGACGACGUCAUAUUCGGUGAGGUGUCGAGUGGACGAGCUCAUUCGGAGUUCGUCAAAGGCCCCUGCAUCGCCACCCAUCCGGUACGAAUCCCGCUUGCAGUGAACUCGAAGCAGCAUUCUAGUGACGGACGACGAGGGAAAGUUUCAAUAGAAGAACUACUCACACGCACCCGUGAUGCGUACUUAGACACGAUGCCAUUUCAGCAUCUUGGACUCGAAUCUAUCCGACGCUUGACUGAGAACCCCGACUUGCUUCCUUUCCAGGUGCUUUUUGUUUUUCAGGCACAAGUCACAAGUGCCAAGAAUCACAGAUUUCCAUGGAGCCGAUUCAGUAUUGCCGACGGUGAGCUGAAGCGUACGGAAUUUCCCAUGGUGCUUGAAGUGUUCUGUCAAGAGCUCACAGGCCAUCUUCACAUGCGAUGUGUGUUUGACCCGGCGGCAAUACUUCCAGCAGAUGCAGAUUGGGUGUUGCAGCAUAUCAUCGACUCAAUUGACCUCAUGCAAACACGUUCCAUGCAACAUGAGGAAGAUCAAUGCCCUGAGGCUAAGCUCGUAGUCAAGAAACGAGAGAUAACUGUCAUCGAACAAUUAUUGGGCCACCAAGAGGGGGAAUCGUCUGAGGGCGGUAGUGCGUUGUCUACCGUUAUCGAACUCUUUCGCAAGUGCGCAAUGGUCAUGCCAGACAAGAUCGCUUUGCAAGUUCAAAGGAGUGAGUUUGUUACGUUCAGACAACUCGACGACCUAAGCAAUCAGAUUGCUUUCGGCCUUGAAAAAAUUCUCAACUAUCAAACAAGUGCGACCACCAAGCAGCGAUACGUGCCGAUCUUCUUCGAGAAGUCAUAUCACAUGGUUGGCGCCAUUUUGGGCAUCCUGAAGGCCGGAGCAGCUGUUGUUCCCAUGGACAUUGAACAUCCGAUGCAGAGGCUGGAGACAAUAUGCGUAGCAAGCGCAGCCACUGUCUUCCUUUGGGACGGUAUAAAUAGUGGUGAGAAGUAUACCAGCCAGACGUACAAGCACAAAAUUCUACCCCUGGACUCUCUGGCUUAUGUGCUUUUUACCUCAGGAACGACCGGUAUUCCAAAAGGAGUGAUGAUCAAUCAUCGGAACUUGGCAUCAUUUUUGUCCUCCAAUAGAGGAAGUACUGACUGCUCAUGGACUUCAAACAGACUCGCGCUUCUUGCUCCUACCUUUGAUGCGGCGAUGGGAGAUUUGUUCGCCACGCUCUGCAAAGGUGGCCGUCUCUUGUUGGGUAAACAACAGGCUAUUCUCUCCGGGUUGAGCCAUUGUUUAGAAGACCUGAGUGUCACACAUCUGUCACUAACUCCCACGUUGGGUACGCUGAUACUGAACGAUCUUGACAACGAAGGACUAUCUUUUCUGCGCUCUUUGGUCUUUGGGGGUGAGCCUUUCCCGCUGAGUACUUUGAGCCGCGUACCCAGGACAAUAAAUGUCUGGAAUGGUUAUGGUCCUACCGAGGCGACCAUUGAGAUAGCAGCCUGCAAGGUACAAGGACCAGAUGUUGAUGUGUGCGGAAGCCGAUCGUUUGUUCCCAUCGGAGAGCCCGGGCAGAACAGACACAUUCGGGUGUUAUAUCCCGAAACUACGGAGCAAGUCCCACUGGGUUCAGUUGGUGAAUUAUGCAUUAGUGGACUACAAGUGGCACAAGGCUAUCUAGGCCAAGCUGACUUGACCGCGAAACAUUUCACACCUGACCCGUUCUCACCGACGGGGCGGAGGAGAAUGUAUCGUACGGGAGAUAGAGCAAGACUCCACGGAGAUGGAUACCUUGAGUACCUUGGUCGCAUGGAUGGGCAGAUAAAAGUUCGCGGCUUCCGAAUUGACACUGAAGAGGUUUGCUCGGUGGCGCAGAAGCAUCCACAGAUCAUUGCAUGUGCAGUGACUAAGCUUCAGAGCAGCGGAACUGAGACCCUGACAGCGCUUGUUGAAGUAGUCCAUCCACUCCAGCCCGGAGAUGUCAUAUGUGAAGCCACGGUCAAAGAGCAUCUGGCCCAAUACCUUCCUUCCUAUAUGGUUCCUGCCUUCAACUGGGUGCAGACAACACCCUUACCGCGUACAACAAGUGGUAAACUAGACAGAAUCGCUAUCACCAAGAUGGCCGAGGACAGACAUAAAGAGAGUCUAAAAGACGGUUCGAGGCACUCUCACACGCCUGUUCGCGCCGCGCCGGGAAGCCUAGAAGACAAAAUAGCUUCACUCUGGGCAAAGGUGCUGGGGAUCAACGAAGACUCUGUUGACACCACUGCAGCUUUUCACAAUAUGGGCGGUGACUCCAUUCGCGCAAUAGCAUUGCUUGCAAUACUUCGUCGACAAGAGCUACACCUCGAUUUGAUAGACGUUUCACAGACUUCAACAGUGCAGUCACAAGCAGCCAGAGUUCGACAGGGGUCAGCCGUCAAAAACAAUGCAAAUUACCUACAUUUUCACAUGCGCCAAGGGAGCCUGGCAACCAUUGUCCUUGUUCAUCCGUUCCUUGCGCAAUCCAUGGUAUUCGAGCCUCUGCUGCCAUUACUAGACGGCACGAUUGAUGUGCUCCUAGUCGACGACCCAUUCAUGGGCGCAUCUCGUUAUCCAGAAACGCUAUCGCAGUGGGCUAAUCGUUACUUGUCCGAUAUGGAAGAGCAUAUUCAGACUGCCCACCCUGUGAUAUUUGGGGGGUAUUCAUUUGGUGGAUUCAUUGCAUUCGAGAUGGCACAUAAAUGGGACCAGGUAUACGGUGCCCAUUUCAGCUCGGUAGUUCUCCUCGACCCUGGCACUUACGAGGUGGAUAACAGAGUAUGGAAGGGUGGGAGUGAAAAGGACAAUUUGAUUAUGAGCUCGCUGGGCAGAUCGGAGAUCCGUCCUCGAGACAAUCUACCGCUUCAGAAGUGCUUCGAUGGCUAUGUUAGAGCCUUGGAGCAAUCUGAAAGUCCACCAGUCUAUGAGGGUAAGUGCCUUCAUGUGGCGUUACCCGAUCGGCUCCAGGACGGAGUGGUAGAUUGGUGGAAGGCACAUUGCACCAACAUCACUUUGGGCGUUGUCGACUGCGACAACCAUUACGCGUUGAUGAAGGAUGCAGGCUGUGUGGCUGGAAUCAGUCGGUUUAUCAAUGAGCACUGCAACGCCGUUAUAGAAGAGAAUCGAGCAGUGAACAGCGCGAGUUCAGAGUCCCGGAUGUAUGGGGGAUCUUCGAGAACCGACGUGUCGACGGAAGAUGGAGACGUGAAGGAGGAGACCAGGUGA
Molecule: messenger RNA, 12027 nt
Organism: Aspergillus eucalypticola CBS 122712
Lineage: Eukaryota; Fungi; Ascomycota; Eurotiomycetes; Eurotiales; Aspergillaceae
Product: nonribosomal peptide synthase
Exons: 2
Coding region: 1-12027 (4008 amino acids)
Biological process (GO): secondary metabolite biosynthetic process; amino acid activation for nonribosomal peptide biosynthetic process
Cellular component (GO): cytoplasm
Molecular function (GO): phosphopantetheine binding; catalytic activity
Source: RefSeq, a predicted model, not a curated record